GUUGACUUUGCUUCAACUGUUCCAUACCUACUUUCCAUCUUUCACGAGGAAGAAAUGACAGAGACUGUGCAUGAAACCAACGGACAGGGAUACCUUGGUACUUUCAUAGGCCAAAAUGGCCGAGACAGUAGGCUACUGCUUAAAACACAAAUUGGGAAUUGUGUGGUGUAUCGUCAGAUCCUGGAAGAGCAUGUGAUAUUGUGCAACCAUGUUUUUGUGUUGAAUAAAUUAUGUCGAUGUAAUAAUUUUGUCCUUUUUGGCAAGCCCUUUUUGCUACAACUUAACUUACCAUGCAAUUCUACAGUCAUACUAUCCCUAAUCUGUUCGUAUGCCAUGCAUCAACAUAUUUUUGUAAGGUGACAGACAGCAGAGAGGCUGGAGGAGAUGGAGGCGAGGACAGAGGAGGUAGAGAAAAAGGGGCAGGAAGAGAUAGAGGAGCAGAGGCUGAGGGAGAGGAUGGAGGUGGUAGUGGAGGAGAACCCACAGUUGGAGAUAGAGGAGGAGGUGGAGGAAGACAAGCAGAGACAGAGGCUGGAAAUUCACAGGCACCUGCAGGGAGAGGACAGACAGGCACCUGCUCAGAAGAUACACGAGAGACAGACCCAGGCAGGGAGAGAAGUGAUCAGCAUGCAGAGGAGCUUGGUAGCUGCCCACAUCAGCCAAACUCUUGUUUUAUUCAAACUCAGUCCUUGACCAAAAAGACACUAAAAUUUCAGGACAGCUGGUUUAGGAAGCACACGUGGCUUCAUUACAGCAAGGCAUUGAAGGGGGUGUUGUGUUUUUAUUGUGCCAAAUAUUUUGCAAUUCAGAAAUCGUCUUUAGCCAGUAAGGCUGAUGGGGCAUUCAUAACAACAGGUUUCAGUAACUGGAAAAAAGCACUUGAGAAGUUCCAUCAGCAUGAAAACAGCGACUGUCAUGCAGCAGCGAUGACCACUUAUCUGCACAGCAAACAGCCAAUCACUACACAACUCUCAACGCAAUUACAGAAACAGCAGCAUGAGGCUAGGAACAGCCUCUUGAAGAUUGUGGGUGGGAUUAUGUAUCUGGCAAGGCAAGGCAAUGCUUUCAGGGGGCAUGACAGCAAAGAGGGAAACUUGCACCAACUGAUGAUUUAUAAAGCAGAGGAUGACGCCGAAUUCAACAGCUGGCUCCAGAGAGGCAAUAACUUCACCAGCCCAAAAAUUCUAAAUGAAAUCAUAAAAAUAAUCGGCAACAAAAUAGUAUAUGACAUCGUUAAGGAGAUCCUGUCAUUGCCCCUAAUCCAGUACUCUCUCAUCAUUGAUGGGACACAGGAUGCAGCUGGAGUCGAGCAAGAGUCGUUCUGUCUGCGCUUCAUUGACAAAAACUUGCAACCCAGAGAGGAAUUUAUCGGUCUCUACCAGGUUACAUCCACUACUGGAGAGAACAUCGCAAGUGCAGCCAAAGAUGUCCUGCUUCGCCUGAAUCUACCUCUUUCCCAGCUACGAGGUCAAGCAUACGAUGGGGCGGCCAAUAUGUCGGGACGAAUGCAGGGUGUGCAAGCACAUCUGAAGAAGGAGCAACCUCUGGCUGUUUAUGUUCACUGUGGGCCACAUUGUAUCAAUCUUAUUACCCAAGCUGCCUGUGCAUCCUCCACUAUCAUAAGAGAUGCUAUUCAUUUGGUGCAUGAAUUGGGCGUGUUGUUCCACCAGUCUAUGAAGUUCAGGGCCAUCUUUGCAACUAUAGCGAAGUCGGAUCAUACAGCUCCUUACACAUCGCUGAAGCCUCUUUGCCCCACCAGGUGGACGGUGCGAACGCCAGCCAUUCGCUCUGUUCUCAAUCAGUACCACUCCGUGCUUGCUGCAACAGAGGAAAUGGCUCAGUCUUCCAUGAUGGAUGUGGCUGCAAAAGCAAGUGGCCUUCAUGAGAAGUUUUUGAGGGGCAAUACACUUCUUGGCCUUCUUCUUGCAGAAGAUGUGAUGUCGAUGUUGGAGGAGCUGAACAUUUCUCUGCAGCAGAGAAGACAGACGACAUCAGGGAUGCUGGCUGCCGUGGAGCAUGUGAAGAGAGGGAUCCAGGAGAAAAGAUCAGAAGGGCAUUUUGGCCAGCUGCACAUGAGAGCAUCUCAGGUUGUAACAUCUGUAAGCCUGCAGCCCAUCAAAAUGCCUCACGUGAGAAUGCCCCCAAAACGCUUCACUGGUCCAGCCAUGCAGCAUCAGCAUCAUACGGCUCAAGACUACUACAGAGUGCAGUACUUUGGCACUUUAGACACUGUCGUUACACAGUGCUCAGAGCGUUUUAGCCAAGAGGGGCUUCAGAGGCUACAGAAGUUAGAAAACAUUGUCAUCACUGGGAAGAUGGAUACACUCAUCAAUGAAUACCCAGAGUUGGAUGCCAUGUCUUUGGACAUACAGUUGAAAAUGUUCAAGGCCAACUACCCCAGUACAAGUCUCUCAGAGGUAGCAGAGAUUUUGAAGGGUAUGACGCCAGAGGUACGACAUCUUUUUAGGGAAGUGGAGGCCCUCUUGCGACUUGUCAUGGUUGUUCCUGCCUCAGCAGAGGCUGAGCGAAGUUUUAGUGCCCUUAGACGCCUGAAGACAUGGCUGAGAACAUCAAUGACGCAAACCCGGCUAAACAAUCUUGCCGUUUGCCAUGUCCAUCAAGACAAAUUGGAUGCAUUGGACAGGAGACAGAUCUGUCAAAGAUUUGUGGAAAUGAAUGGGGAACGCCUCCGUACUUUUGGGGCAUUUAUUUAAGUCUUAUUUAGAUAUAUUUCUAUGCUCUUUUUGACCUAAUUAUCAGAAUAUCACUUAUCUUUGUUUAAGAAGCCAAUAAGUUAACAAUUGCACAUUUUGUAUUUGUGUUUUGCUACUUGACAGCCUACAAUAAAAAACAAGCUUUGAAUUGUAA
This is a messenger RNA of Eleginops maclovinus (Patagonian blennie), 2868 nucleotides long. Its product is annotated as spermine synthase-like. Gene Ontology annotation, biological process: spermine biosynthetic process. NCBI's taxonomy places the organism in Eukaryota, Metazoa, Chordata, Actinopteri, Perciformes, Eleginopidae. Bases 291 to 2714 code for a protein of 807 amino acids. Gene Ontology annotation, molecular function: spermine synthase activity. The record is from RefSeq and is a predicted model, not a curated record. The transcript has 3 exons.